AUGCACGCCGCCACCGCCGUAAUUUCGCUCAUUACCUUUGUUACAAGCAUCUGUGCAGCUCCCAUACCUACGAAAGCGGCAGCUCGAGCUGUGCCUGAUAUCAGUGAAGUGGCCCGAAAUCCGGCACCUAUCGAUAACAGAGUUCACUGGGAGGACGGAAAACCUUCGCUUGGUGAUGCUGACAAUGUUUCAUGGGAGGAUGUCCAAAAACUUAAAGAGCUUAUACACCAUUUAUCGGGAGAAACAUCAGGUGGGGCCGUCAGUCUUCAGACGCAUAAUGGUCUUGGGAGGGACAUAUCGCUACUUACCCAGAGUCAGCUGGCGGUGUAUCGAAAAGCCGAAUAUGCAAACAACCUUCUCUACAUCGCAACUUUGGGAUUUGCGAAGUUGUCUAUCAUCUCGCUGCUCAUGAUUCUCACGGCGUCAAAAACCCAUCGAAAUCUCGGUCUAUCGCUGGCUGGCUUCAUUGCACUCUGGACGGUGUUCUCAAUAUGUCUUGCAGCUUUCCAAUGCGGAACCACUGAGCCAUGGCGCUUCUUAGGGAACGAAGAGAUGUGUUUCAACAUUGUCUCCUUUUGGCGUUCGGUUGGUGCGAUCAAUAUCCUCACUGACCUGGCACUUACUGCUUUUCCCGUGCAUGUCGUCAUGACACUGCAAAUGAGCAUGAGUAAGAAGAUAACUAUCCUUACCUUUUUCGGUGCACGUUCGUUAGACAUCGUCGCGACUGCCGUCCAAAUGGUCUACCUCGACGGCUUCACCUCGCCCAAUCCUACCAAGGCACUCUGGAAAUGGACGCUCCUCGCUCAGAUUAUUGAGUGCAUCACCAUCAUUACAUCAUGCGUACCAUACAUACGACCCCUCCUUGAGUCGGUUCCAUCAGGUUUAUAUGCGAGUGACGAUCUACGCCGUCGAGGUACAUCGUCUGAGCAUGGGGUCUCCCGCAGUAAAAACAGCUCCUAUCAGCUAUCUAGUAUCGCCUCCAGAUUCGGUACCGGGAUUACGAGAUCAAGUAGAAAGAGCCUCCAUGCUGAAAACACUGGAAUCAAACGCUUCUUGCCAAUGUUUUCACAAGACAAGACUACGCAUGCAAAUUCUGCUUCUGGGAUACCUGGGGGUCCGAGACGCUUGGAUGGCGCAACCGAUGUUGAAAUUACAGCUGUGCAUCAUAGAAAUGUGGACGACAAGAGUUGGGAGACUGCGAGCACAGGAAGUCACUCUAAGAUCUUGAAGACGAUGGUUGUUAGCGCCGAGUGGGAAGAGGCGGAAGUUAAGGGGCACGAUGGUUCGAGCGACGAGAUUGAAAUUAUGCAUGGAGGCUAG
Messenger RNA from Bipolaris victoriae FI3, 1320 nucleotides. RefSeq lists its product as hypothetical. The record is from RefSeq and is a predicted model, not a curated record. Bases 1 to 1320 code for a protein of 439 amino acids. Lineage: Eukaryota; Fungi; Ascomycota; Dothideomycetes; Pleosporales; Pleosporaceae. The transcript has 5 exons.